GUAGUUCAUUAUCCUGUUAGUGUCCAAGCUAAUGAGCUAACUGUAAGUUAGCACGCUACUAGAAGUAAAUAGCUCGGUACAGAAAACGUUCCAGUUACUAACAAGCCCUACAAGUAGUUCCUAUGUCACCAAACUUGUAUUUCGCAAAGACAUGGUACAAAUGUAGCUGUGUUGUGACCAGGCCUUAACUAUAAAGGGUCGGUAGCUAAACAUGUUGGGAUCCAGGGCCUACAUCCAACUUAAAUUUGAUGCAUCUCUUACCUUUACAGACAUAAACGAGUGCCAGUCUUCACCUUGUGCCUACGGUGCCACCUGUGUGGACGAGAUCAACGGUUUCCGCUGCAUCUGUCCGCUCGGUAGAACGGGGGCCCGAUGCCAAGAAUUUAUAGGUGUUGGGAGGACUUGCCACUAUGCUGGGCUGCAGUUUCCCCAUGGCAGCCACUGGGAGGAAGAGUGCAACAGCUGCCAUUGCAUCAAUGGCAAAGUGGACUGUACAAAGGUGCUGUGUGGUCAGCGUCCCUGUCUGCUCCAGUCUCCAGACCAGGACCAGAAACAGCAGUCCUGCCCGGCUGGACGAGAGUGUCUGGAGCACAGCUACCUGACGUGCUUCUCUCCCCCUUGCCAACAGUGGGGGGUUUGUUCCAUGGCUGGACCCUCACCUCCACAAGCAACCACCAAGUGCCAGCCAAACACCGGACAUUUGGACAACAGCUGUGGCCGCGUGACACUUGUCUUCAACAGAGACAAAGUACCACCAGGAACAACAGUGGAGAACAUCUGCUAUGAGCUGAGGUAUCUUCCUGACACCCGAAGCUUGUCAAAAGACCACGCCCUACUGCUUUUGUGUGACCUCUCUCGUUCCAAUCAGGAUGCUGUAGAAGUGGCUAUAUCUUUCCAGCCGGAGGAUCUACCGGACCACAGUCUGAUCCAGGAGGCAGCCAGCGCUAUAGUUGGCACCUUGUCCAAGCGGCACAACAGUACCGUGAUGCUGGCAGUUAUUGAGGUCAAAGUGGAAACACAGGUCAUGCCCCCCUCAGUCGCAGAUUACCAGGUGCCUCUACUAUGUGUGGUGUUCUGCUUGCUCUGCCUGUUCUGCAUUAUCGUAUGCGUUUGGUGGACGCGCAAACGGAGAAAAGAGCGCGAGAGGAACUCGCGACCAGCUGCCGACGACAAUGUGAACAACCAGUGGCAGCCACUUAGGCUCGUCGUGGGACGUCAGCAGCAGCAGCAGCAGCUGAAAGAAAGCAACAGGGACGCCGAGCAGGAGCGCAAAAAGCUCAUGGGCCCCUAUCGGACGUGUGAUGAGGGGGAGGAGGAGGAGACGGAAGGCGAGCUUGAGCUCGAGGAGGAGUGUGGUGGAGCAGAGGCGGGAAAGCAGCCAGUUUAUAAGUACUCCAAGACUGCAGUGCAGUCCAGUGGGGAAGUGAUCUGUACCAUGCACAGUUCCAGUUCACCCCUCAAAGCACCCCACCGGACCCCAGGCUACAGCCCCAAAGACAACCGCUGGAAAAAUGUCAGUGCCGUCUUGACCGGUCAGAAAGACCUCAAAGACCAUUGUGUAUAAGACAUUUAAACAAAGGACUCGCAAUGUGGAAGCGAGGGAAGCUGCAAGGCAGCAGCUAUUCUUCUUUUUGGAUUACUUUUGGGAAGAAAAAAAGGCUUUGUGUUUUAAUAAGCCGCUCUUUGCUUUGUUUUCAUGUUUUUGUCACUGUCCCCUGAAGUACUUUUUGAUUCAGGAGGCUAGAGCACAGUGAACAUCCUUUUUUUUGCUUCUGUGUUUACUUAUUUUUCUUUAGUUAUGUACAGAAGGGGCUGACAUGUUGUUCAAGAGGCUAAAGAAGCUCUCUGCAAUUUUUGUUUAUGGAAUUGUACCAUUUUUGAAAACGAUGAAUCAUCCAAAAGGAGGGGAAAAAAACCAACCUGUAUAAAGAUGUAUGUUUGUUUACAGAUGUUUGAUUUUGUUAAAUUGUCAGCGGGCUCCUGUUCAAUGUGGGGGGGAGGGGAGGGAGGAAGGGUUUUGAGGGACAUGGACUGCUGUUACAGCAACAGAGGAAGACCUCCCUUUGCUCUGUCUCGUUCCAGCUUUGCCCACCAAUCCACCUGUGGCCGUCAUGCGCCAGCCUUACCAAAACACUUGGCCUGGAGUGGGGGGGAGAGGGGACAGAAACCCCAGUGCCUACUAUGUGGCCUUCCAUUUUCUUCACCUGUCUCUCAGUUGUCUUGGCUGAAAGCUUUGUUUGAGGAUUUUUUUUUUUUUUUUUUUUUUUGCAGUAUUUGAGUUGGUAGCAAGUGCCUUUCUAAGGGCCGCGUCGAGGCUCCGAGUCGCGCUGCCCAGUUUGACCUCCUUGUUCUCAAAUCUCAAAGGGAAGUGUACAUUAGAGAGUUCAAUUUCACAGCAACGCCAUUCAAGGUAUUUGAUCAAAACAGAAAUGAAUACUCUGUACAUAUGUGUAAAUACUAAAGGAGUCGCUGUGUAUAUUUGAAAUAAGUAACUUAAAGACAAGUCACACAUUUUUAUUAUUAUUAUUGUUGUUGUUAUGAGUAAUAUUAUUUUUUAUUUUAUUUUUUACAACGCCAUUCCUUUUAUUUAUGCCAGUCGAAAUGGGCACGUUUUAUAACGCUUCAUAUCCAGAGUUCCACAGUUAAGAACCUUUACAAUGAGGUACCACCUGGGAAGGCAUUUCUGAAGGGUUUAUCAAUGGUUAGACGUGAGGACACGUUUGUUUUUGUUUUUUUGUUUGUUUUUGUGACUAGCUGUCACAUCGAGAGUUGUGGCUAUGUCUUUAGUGCUUUUUAGUUAGGGCAAAUCAGUGAACCCUAGUACCCUUACCAUGAAAUACCUGGCCAAAGGAUUGCCACGUCCAUUAACAAUUUUAAUGAUAAAAAGCUUUUUCCAGGCUAUGGUCCAACAUAAUUGGAUCUGGUCUCAGUCUUCUAUCAGCCUGGCAAAAUUAACCUAUUGAUCUUAGUCAACCGUAGAUUGACAGCAAAACAAAUGAUGGCUCGGAUAGUUUUUGGAUACAAAGAAAUCUCAAUUCUUUUGCACAUAAUUCUCUCUAUUGAAGCAAACCUGUAUUAAUAUUAGGAAAGCUGUAUUAAUGUAUCGUCUGUGUUCGUAGAAUUUCACAGUUCCAUAGCAAAACAGAUUUUUAACAUGGUCAUAUUUAAAGGGUAGGUCAAAAAUGUGUCAAAUUGUGCAGAUAAACGGCUGCCGCGCUGCUCUUUCGCGACGGAAACUUCGAAGCAAGUCGCCGUUAUGGCCACUCGUCAAUCGGUGAUGUCACAGUAGGCCUGUUGACUCACCCUUUGUGACAACACAAAAAGGGGGGGUGUGCCCUAGAAAUGCAACUUGCUCCUGCUUUUCUGCCAGUUUGGAAGCAGAGCAGCCGUCUACUUCUACAUUAUUUGACCCGGUCUUUAUCACUAGUCAUUUUUAAAUAACUCGUCACUGAUUAUGGUUGUUUAAUCAGGAUUUGGUGAAAAACAAAAUUCAGAAGUAGCUUUUGGCCGACAGUGUUGCAAAGCUACCAACAUUAUAGCCUUAAAAAGUUCUCAAGCCAUUUCUAAACCCGUCACGAAUCCUUUUGUUUCAGGUGCCUUAAUGUAAUAAGUAAUGCAUUAUUUGUGUAUCGAUGGUCAUCUUUUUAUGUUUUGUUUUCACUACUAAGGAAAGUAACUCUUUGAAACAUUGUGUGGUGUAUAGUGGCGUGUUUUAUUCGCCUGAGUAAAGUGCUCUCCUUGUCUCGCUUUGCUGUCACGGAGAUUGCUGGAAUACAACACUUUAUGGAGGAUUAAAAAAAAUGAAUCAGUCCACCGUGACUCUUUUAAGUGUCAUGAAUGUGGAUGUCAGUAGGUCAAAUGUUGACGUCAUUCAUUAGCUUCAUGUUUGGUUUAAAGGCUUUAAUGAAGGGAACAAUAUUUGCAGAUGUCUUUGCUACCAUGCAGGUGUUUUUUUUUUUUUUGUUGUUUUUUUUCCCCCCAGUUUCUUUUUUUGUUUUUUUAAAGAUACCAACUCAGUUCAAAAUGACCGACUUUUUCAUGUCAUUGUCUCAAACCGGCAUCGUAUUUUCUGUAAAUGGGACACAGCAAAAUAAAGAAUUAAAGAUG
Anarrhichthys ocellatus (wolf-eel) is the source of this 4107-nucleotide messenger RNA. Its product is annotated as protein jagged-2-like. Lineage: Eukaryota; Metazoa; Chordata; Actinopteri; Perciformes; Anarhichadidae. The transcript is spliced from 6 exons. Gene Ontology annotation, biological process: Notch signaling pathway. The record is from RefSeq and is a predicted model, not a curated record. The coding region runs from base 212 to 1564 and encodes 450 amino acids. Gene Ontology annotation, molecular function: calcium ion binding; Notch binding.